AUGGAGUGGCCGGGCCGUCAAUCUUUCAUCAACGCUCCCCGCUAUGAGUAUGAGGAUGAUAGCGGAAUAUCGAUUGGUAAAUUCCGCAGUGCAGCCUAUCAGGAGAGUGGGAUGUUCAGCUUCUUCCAAGUGUAUCGAGCUGGCCAUUUUGUGCCCACCGACCAACCCGAGGCUGCCCUGCUCAUGAUCAACGAUUUCAUCCACGGUAUUUUCGGACCAGAUUCCCCAAGAGCCACACCAGAAAAAAGCUCGGAGCUACAGGCGGUUCGUGAGCUCUAA
Perkinsus marinus ATCC 50983 is the source of this 279-nucleotide messenger RNA. RefSeq lists its product as hypothetical. Bases 1 to 279 code for a protein of 92 amino acids. The transcript has 3 exons. Gene Ontology annotation, biological process: proteolysis. The record is from RefSeq and is a predicted model, not a curated record. Gene Ontology annotation, molecular function: serine-type carboxypeptidase activity. Lineage: Eukaryota; Perkinsozoa; Perkinsida; Perkinsidae.